Molecule: messenger RNA, 6301 nt
Organism: Momordica charantia (bitter melon)
Lineage: Eukaryota; Viridiplantae; Streptophyta; Magnoliopsida; Cucurbitales; Cucurbitaceae
Gene: RLT2
Product: Homeodomain-like transcriptional regulator
Biological process (GO): regulation of transcription by RNA polymerase II
Molecular function (GO): DNA binding
Source: RefSeq, a predicted model, not a curated record
GAGGAAGAAAGAUCGUUGGUGAAUCAAUCAAAAAUCUCUCACACAAAAGAUUGCGCUUAAAGUCGCAUCUGAUCUGACAACAAAAUACCACCAUCCGCUUCUUCCCCCUCUUCCGAAUCCCCAAAAAAAUCCUCAAAUUUCAAAAAGGAAGAAAAAAAAUUCCCCAAAACCCCAGCAUUUAUGAUCCUAAACCCCAUCCAUUUCCCACUUUAUUCUCUCUUUCAAUUAUUUUUUCCCAUCAAAAGCCCAAAAUAUGGCGGGGAUUGCACAGAGCUGCGUUGAUCAUAGCAAUUACAAUUGUUUCCGUUGUUUUUCUUGGUGGUGGUGGUGUUAUUAUUCUUGUUCCUGUUCGUAUUUAAUCCUUAAAUCAAAGUGGGGUUUUAUUAUAUUUUUAUUCGUCUCUGUUCCGGAAAACAUUUUCAAUUUCAAUGCCAAGAAAUUUUCUGACGCCUCACUGCCGCCGCUGCUGCUGCUUCUUAUGCUUUCACUGUUUGAUUUGUUGGGUUUUCUUCUUUUUCCAUUUUUUCUUCGUCUCCACUCACCCCAACAUCUCAAUCACACUUGCUUCUCUCGUUUCGAUUCUCCCUAGAGAGAGAGAGAGAGAGAGAGAUGGAACGAAAUCUUUAUUCCAAAGUUUCCCUUCCGUUAAAACCUAAUUCGAUUGUUCUUUAAUGGAAGGGAAUGCUUUAAGAGCACCAAAAGACAUGUAGUGGAGCACUGGAGCUUUGUUGUCAACGAUGGAGUGUAGUUGCGAGGGAGAGAAGAAGCCACCUGCAGGGGCGAACAAGAUCAAAAGGAAAAUGAAGACUGCAUCGCAAUUGGAAAUUCUGGAGAAAGCUUAUACGGUGGAAGCUUAUCCCUCCGAAGCACUAAGAGCUGAGUUAUCGGUGAAAUUGGGACUGUCGGAUCGGCAAUUGCAGAUGUGGUUCUGUUACCGGAGGUUGAAGGACCGGAAAGCGCCUUCAGUCAAGCGGCCGCGGAAGUCUUCUCCGGCUAUGGCGGGAGCUGCAGUUGCAAACCCAGUUGGGGGAAGUGGCGAGAAGAUUAUGGCGGGGAACCUGGGAUACGAGAGCUCUUCAGGAUUGGGGAUGGGGUCAAAUGUAUAUGCUCACCCAGUGGACAUGCGGCUAGCUGGUCAAAGGCCUGGAGUGGCUAAUGCGAGGAUUGGCGUAAAUUCACCUUCAAUGAAGAGGUUUUAUGAGUCGCAGCAGUCUAUAGCAGAGCUUCGAGCCAUGGCUUUAAUAGAGGCACAGCUAGGAGAACCGCUUAGGGAGGAUGGACCAGUUCUUGGCAUGGAGUUUGACCCACUGCCCCCAGGGGCAUUCGGUGCACCGAUAGGAGCCACUACUAAUAUUGAUGAGAAGAAAGCCGGACAGGUUUUUGAGGUUAGUGCAUAUAAGCAAAGAGAUGUAGAGCAGAUUGAGCAUCAUCAGAUAUCUGGGAGGACUCUGCACGAAUAUAAGUUUCUUCCUGAGCAGCCAACUGUGAAAUUGGAUAGACACGAGAGAGGCGCCUCUUCUUACCAGUAUGAUUCUCAUGCAAAUGUUCAAAAUAUGAGCAGGACUCAAUCGAUAGCUUCUGGACACUCAUUUUUGCAUGGACAUGAGCAAGUUUCCUCCGGCUACUUUUCUCAAGGCCAGAUGCCCAAUCUGAAUAUUUUUUCUCAGCAAAGCAGACGGGGUCACCUUUUAUUAUCUUCUAUGGGAGAGCAUGAUAGUAGUUUAUGCAAGAGUUCUCUAGUAAAUAUUUCUAUGGAUCCUGAAUAUGGCACUCACCGAACUACUCAGCCAGAAUAUACAUCCAUCCUAUCGGAUCAGAGUGUCGUUCAUGGAAACAAUGUUUUAUGGAUUGAAAAGAAGCACAAGAAUGAUGAAGCUAGAAUAGCGCGGGAAGUUGAAGCCCAUGAGAAAAGGAUGCGGAAAGAACUAGAGAAACAAGAUGCCCUGAGGAGAAAGAGAGAAGAGCAGAUACGGAAAGAAAUGGAAAGACAUGACCGAGAAAGGCAGAGGGAAGAAGAAAGACUAUCGCGUGAGAAGCAAAAAGAGGAAGAAAGAUACCUAAGAGAGCAAAGGCGUGAAACAUUAAGGAGAGAGAAGUUCUUGCGAAGAGAGUCCAUUAGAGCUGAGAGAACUAGACAAAAAGAGGCACUUCGCAGGGAAAGAGAAGCAGCAAGGCUUAAAGCUGCCAAUCAGAGGGCUAUUGCUCGCAGAAUGGCUAAGGAAUCUAUGGAACUUGCUGAUGAUGAACGCUUGGAACUCAUGGAGUUAGCUGUGUCAAGCAAGGGAUUGCCGUCAAUAAUGUCUCUUGACCAUGAAACAUUAGAAAAUCUCGAGUUAUUUGAAGGAUUGGGCUCUUCUUCUAUGGCCUUUAUGCGACCUACCUUUCCACCUGAAUCUGUGAAAAUGAAGAUGCCAUUUUUAAGUCAUCCUUGGACUGAUUCUGAAGUGAACGUAGGAAACCUUCUUAUGGUGUGGAAGUUCUUGGUUACUUUUGCAGAUGUUCUUGGGCUUUGGCCUUUUACUCUUGAUGAGUUCGUUCAAGCUUUUCAUGAUCAUGACUCAAGGUUAUUGGGUGAAGUACACGUUGCUCUUCUGAGAUGCAUCAUAAAGGAUAUCGAGGAUGUGACUAGAUCCCCUUCUGCAGGUCUGGGAUCCAACCAGAGUAGUGCUCCCAACCCUGGAGGUGGCCAUCUGUAUGUAGUUGAAGGGGCAUAUGCUUGGGGUUUUGAUAUAUGCAGCUGGCAGCACCACUUAAAUCCUUUAACAUGGCCUGAGAUACUUCGACAGUUAGCCUUAUCAGCAGGAUUUGGGCCUCAACUGGUGAAAGGGGGGAAUGCUGAACCAGCAUAUCUUCGUGAUGAAAAUGAGCAGGGUAAUGAUGUUGCAGGCAUCAUUUCAAAUUUACGCAAUGGUUUGGCUGCAGAAAAUGCUGUUGCUAUAAUGCAUGAAAGGGGUCUCUCCAAUCAACGCAGAUCUAGGCAUCGACUGACACCUGGAACUGUUAAAUUUGCAGCUUUCCAUGUUCUUUCUCUUGAGGGAAGCAAAGGCCUCCCUGUAGUAGAAGUUGCAGAUAAAAUUCAGAAAUCUGGACUUCGGGAUCUCACAACAAGCAGGACGCCAGAAGCUUCUAUUGCUGCUGCAUUAUCUAGAGACUCAAAACUUUUCGAAAGGACUGCCCCUUCAACGUAUUGUGUCCGUUCUCCGUAUAGGAGAGAUCCUGGUGAUGCGGAUGCAAUACUUUCUACAGCAAGGGAGAGGAUUCACAUAUUAAAAAGUGGGUUUUUGGAUGGAGAAGAUGCUGAAAGAAAUGAUGAUUCAGAAGUCGAUGUUGCUGAGGAUCCUGAAGUUGAUGAUUUGGGUAUUGAAGGAAAUUCAAUGAAAGAGCAUCAAAGUCAUGAAGUGUGCCCUUUCGAUGAAAUGACUUCUGUAACCAGUGGAAAGGGAUCUAAUGAGGUUAGAGAUAGUCUCGAAGUUGGUAUGGAGAAUGGUGGUCCCUAUACAUCUGUCCUGGACUUUGAAGGUAGGGUAAAGGGGGAAGAAAGUCCUAUUGAACAACCUAUUUAUAUUACUGGAAGUUGCACUGGUCAAAAUCAAGAAGAUUCAGAUGUAGGUGAUCAUGGCGAACCUUGGGUUAAGGGACUUACUGAGGGAGAGUAUUCUGAUCUCAGUGUCGAGGAGCGACUUAAUGCACUUUGUUCAUUAAUUGGAGUGGCACUUGAAGGAAAUUCAAUGCGUACUGUCCUUGAAGAGCGUUUGGAGGCGGCAAAUAGUUUGAAGAAGCAAAUGUUGGCAGAGGCACAACUUGAUAGGCGACGUGCCAGAGAAGAGUAUGUCAUGCAGAUCAACGAGUCAUUGAAUGUGGGAAACAAGCCUGAACAUAAAACUAUUUCAUCAACGGAUGCAAGGCACAGUCCAAUUCCAAAUGUUGGAGAAGAAAAGAGUGAAGGACCAUUAGACACAGACACUGGUUUUCAGCAAGAGGACUGCAGUAAGUCACGGAAUAACAGCUAUCCACUUAAUGAUGAUUUCCCCUCAGAAGGAAAGCUGCUAGCGCAAGAUGUACCCCUUGAGGCAGAUCAUUCACAAUUUAAACAAUCAGUACUCACUAUUGAAAAGUCAAGGUCACAGUUGAAAUCUUAUAUUGGACACAAAGCAGAAGAGAUGUAUGUGUAUAGGUCUUUACCUCUUGGCCAGGAUCGAAGGUGCAAUCGAUAUUGGCAAUUUACUUCAUCUGCUUCACGAAAUGAGCCUGGCAAUGGCAGAAUUUUUGUUGAGCUGCAUAAUGGGUCUUGGAGGCUUAUUGAUUCUGCCGAGGGAUUUGAUUCUCUCUUAGCUUCUUUGGAUAUACGUGGGAUCAGGGAAUCACAUUUGCAUCUUAUGUUACGAAAAUUAGAAAAUUCAUUCAAAGCAGCUGUCAGGGGGAAAAUACUGCAAGAUAUCCAAAGUAAGGGCGAAGGUGCUGCUGGCCAUGAUUACAAUGCUCAUACUUAUGGUUCUGUUACUACUUUAUGUGCAGAUGAUUCUGAUGCGUUUGACAGUUCAACAUCCUUCAGAAGUGAGCCUGAGGAAACUGGUUCACGUAAGACUGAAACAUUGAAGAGAUACCAUGAUUUUGAGAGCUGGAUGAGGAGUGAAUGCUUCAGUCUUUCAAUUUUAUCUGCUGACAAAUAUGGAAAGAAGCAGGGCAGACAAUUGCUCGGUAUCUGUAAUCAUUGUCAAUGCUUUUACUCUGAAAGUUCCAACCACUGCCGUUCUUGCCAUGAAACUCGUCGUAUUUCUGAUUUAUAUUUUUCUGAACACGAGUCUCGAUGUAAAGAGAACAUUAGUAUAUCUUGGUGUUCAUCUUCCCCCCUGAGGAUUAGAUUGCUCAAGAUGCUGUUGACUGUGAUUGAAGCUUCCAUUCCAGUAGAAGCUUUUCAACCAUCCUGGACAGACUUCCAAAGGAAAACUUGGGGUUCAAGACUUCUGUCUUCAUCGUCUGCGGAGGAACUUCUUCAGAUUCUGACUCUAUUGGAGAAUGUCAUUAAGCGGGAUGUUAUGCGGUCUAACUAUGAGACCACCUAUGAAUUGUUGGCUUGCAUCAACCCACCAGGAAAUUCCAUUUGUCGUUCUUCCCCUGAAACAGUGCCAGUUCUUUCAUGGAUACCUCUGACUACAGCUGCUGUGGCAUUAAGGCUUUUGGAGUUCGACGCUUCCCUCUCUUACAUUCUGCAGCAGAAAGCUGAGUCUCAUGAUCAUGGGUCAAGGGACAUAAAACACUUGUCAAAUUAUGUUGCUGUGAAGAACAAUCAAGAUUCUGAAACUGCUGUAAUUUCAAACGAGUAUGUCAAAGAAUCAAACUGGAUAGAUUGCGGGGUUGGACUCUCACGCACCAACCACAGACGAUCAGAUUGCAAAGGAGGACAUGGGCGUACUAGAGGUGGAAAAUCACAGAAAAGGUCCAGUGGUUCGAGGGCUGUAUCCGGCAAGAGAAGUACUGGCACCAACCGCCAAAUAUUAAGGCAGGUGCUGAUGUGGAAAGACGGACAAGUGGAUGAAACAGGAGGAUCUAGGUGCGGUCGCCGGAGCAUUAGAAACAGGCAAAAAUCAGCAAGUAAGAUUAAGUUUGGUUCUGAGGGAGGAGGUCAUCCUGAAGAAACUAUCCAUGAGAAACUAGAAUUAUCUCUGGACAACAACCAAGAAUGGAAUAAUGACCAGGACUUGGAACAAAUUGACGGAAGUCCCAGCAGUUCUGAUAGAUUGCUUUCCAUUGAUGACAAUGGUGGAGUUGAAUAUGAUGAUAUGCUGGUAGAUGUCUGUGCUCGUUCCCGGCGAUCUGGCUACGUACUGGCUAGUAGAAGUUAUGAUAUGGAUGAAGACAAAGAAGAUGAUCUCUAUGAUGAUGGAGAGAGGGGCAAUGUCAUGGAUGGAGGAGAUCUUUAUGUUGAACAAUAUAUAAAUGGGGAGUACAAUGAAGAAAGUAACAAGGAUUUGGAGCAUAAUAUGGUCUCAGAUGAAGAGAUGCAAUCUGCCUCCUCGGAUUACAGUAUCUAGACUUAAAAAUCCAAUGUUUAAGGCUGUGUUCUUUGUUAGAUGUGGGUGGCACGAUCCUGAAAAUAUAACAGUGGGAAGCGUUGGCAUCUGUGCAAAAUCUGUCAUCCCCUGUGCUGCCCACAAUGUCAAUAGGAAGAUAAUAGAUCCCAUACGACUUCAAUUUACUGUCUUGUAAAAAACCUACUUACACUUAAGGCAGUUUGAAUGAUUAAUGAGGAUAUGUAGGUCUUCUAACAAGAGGAAAUACUUUAUUCUUGAUUCUUCUCCGA